AAUUGUUGACUCUUUUUGAUUGUUGUGUCUUCCGAUAUUCUACAUCGAAACAGUUAAUCAACUUAAUUAUAAAUUCAAUUUAAUUGCUUCUUGUUCAUUAUCUCAAUUCGGUGUUGAGAGAAUUUCAGUUUUCUCUUUUCUCUUUUCUCUUUGUAUCUUUUUACCUUUUAAAGUGUUUUUUUCUCUUCACAUUCCUUUUAGUCUUAUUGGUAAAAAAUAGUGGAAAACAUGCUUAAUGUAACUUAAAUAUUUAUCUUCUUUUAUUGCAGGUUCAGUGUUAAUGUGAAUUCUUCAAGUGAAAACUUUUCUUCUUUAAUUUUCCAUUUCCCAUUUUCCAUUCCUCUUCUUUUCUUCAAAAAUUUAAUUUUCUUAAUCCUUCUUUUUCUGUUGUUGGAAUAUCUCUUGAGUUUCUCUUUUACUACUCCUUUGGUUUUUUCUCUCUCUCGGUGUGUUCGCUGUAUCCCUUUGAACUAUUGUAUCAGUAUCUCUCUUCCUUUUGUGGUGACAUCAGCAUUAUCUAUUAUAUCCCCUCUCCACCUAAAAAAUAUGUCUGAUGUUUGGGAUAUAAUGGGUGAUUUGAGUUCUCCACCGUCAACACCUUCAACCAACAAUCAACAAACUGAUGUUCAAAGACAAUUGAUGAAGAAAAUGAAUCCUGAUGGGAUGUCAAAAGAAUAUUUCACCUUACUUACAGAUGAUAAUAAUGAUUGUCCACCUAAAGUACACAACGAUUUCAGUCCAGUUGGAAGUCUUAACGAUGGUUUAACUCAGCGACAUGAAGUAAAGCUAAAUGCCAUGCCUUGGUUCCAUGGGAAAAUCAAGCGCGAAGAAGCCGAAAGUCUCCUGCAACCACGAGAAGAUGGACUGUUCCUUGUCCGUGAAAGUACCAAUUUUCCUGGUGAUUAUACGCUAUGUGUUUGCUUUAAUAACAAAGUUGAACAUUACCGAGUGAUCUUUAAGGAUAACAAGGUGACAAUUGACGAGGAUGAAUAUUUUGACAAAUUAUCAGAAUUAGUUGAACAUUAUCACAAAGAUGCUGAUGGUUUGUGUACCCGUUUACGGAUGUCAGUUCCUAAAAGAGGUGGCCUAGAAUUUUCUGCAUUUGAAAAAGCGGGAUGGGCUAUGCCAGUAGAAGAUCUUGAUUUUGGUGAAGUUCGUGAGGUACUUGGAAGAGGUGAAUUUGGUGAUGUACGACUGGCCUAUUAUCGAGGACAAAAGGUUGCCGUUAAAAUCUUAAAAGACUGUUCCAAAGCGGCACAAAAUUUUCUCGCCGAAGCAUCACUUAUGACAUCUCUUCGUCAUCCAAAUCUGGUCCAAUUGAUGGGUGUUGUUUUCGAUGGUCCAUCAAUUUGUCUGGUUACCGAAUACAUGGCAAAAGGAUCACUUGUUGACUAUUUACGAUCUCGAGGUCGACUCCAUGUUAAUAAGAAAGAUCAAAUUAACUUCGCUACCCAUACCUGUGCCGGAAUGGCUUACCUUGAAUCAAAGCAUGUUGUCCAUCGUGAUCUGGCUGCACGUAAUGUCCUCAUCUCAGAAGAUGGAAUUGCAAAAGUGUGUGAUUUUGGUUUGGCACGAGAAGAAUCAUUCAGCCUGAGGGGAGAAAAAUUCCCCAUCAAGUGGACAGCCCCGGAAGCAUUAAGAUACAACAAAUUUUCAAAUAAAUCGGAUGUUUGGUCUUUUGGUAUUCUUCUUUGGGAAAUUUAUUCAUUCGGAAGAGUUCCAUAUCCUCGCAUUCCAUUGGAUGACGUUGUUAAACAUGUUGAGAAAGGAUAUAAAAUGGAAGCACCGGAAGGAUGUCCGUCUGAAAUUUAUGAAAUAAUGAAACAAUCAUGGGAUCUUGAUCCAGAUAAUCGGCCCACUUUUGCACUUAUACUGAAAAAACUUGAACAUCUAAAAACCUUGGCUGUAUAAAUUGAAAGACGAAUGACAAAUUUAUAUUGUUUACUGAUACCGAAUGAGAGAUUCAUGUUUGAUGAUGAUGAUGCUUACCAAAAAUUCCCGAUCACAAUUAAACCACAACCUAAAAUGCAGCAUUCUUUUCAAUAAGGUGUAGUUCAAACAAGAAAACAAAAGGGAAGGAGAAACAAAGUGUUAAAAGUCUUCUAAAGCCGAAGGAAAAACAAGAAAAGUGACCUCGAAAAAGGGAGAGAAGAGAAAACCAACAAGAAGGAUAGAGAAGAUUCGACAGCAACAGGAAAGGGAGAGAAAGAAAAAAAACAAAAGAUUCAAAAGUAUUGUUCUCAUUUGGAAAUCAUGGAAUAGAACAAAGAAGCAAAAAAAGAAAUAGAGAUAAACAAGGAAAGGAGCUGAUUUAUGAUGAAAUUUUGUUCUCUGAUGGAAAAAAAAAUAGAUGAACUAAGAAAAGAAAGGGAAAAUCAGCCAACUCACACUGUAUUAUAUCCACAAUAUCAUUUUAUUUUUCUACUCAUAACAAAUCAACAUGAUUAACAGAAAACAACGAAACUAUUAAAUUCAAUUGUUUUACAUCAUAGAAAAGAACUUUAUUAAAUUUCUUUAAAUGUACUAAUAA
Panonychus citri (citrus red mite) is the source of this 2530-nucleotide messenger RNA. Its product is annotated as tyrosine-protein kinase CSK-like. Gene Ontology annotation, molecular function: protein tyrosine kinase activity; ATP binding. The coding region runs from base 547 to 1911 and encodes 454 amino acids. The transcript has 3 exons. The record is from RefSeq and is a predicted model, not a curated record. Lineage: Eukaryota; Metazoa; Arthropoda; Arachnida; Trombidiformes; Tetranychidae. Gene Ontology annotation, biological process: protein phosphorylation.